AUGGUUGACGAAAGAGCUGUGGCUAAGCGGUCCGAGCAGCUUGCUAACGCUAUCCUGCUCAAUCGUGAUCUCUUCGCGUCCGCUCGAAAGUACACCUCUGAGAACGUAGUCAACCUUGCGACCACUGCAAUCGUGAGGGAUGUUGCUGAGAAGCACCUGCGGGACGGUCACCCAGCUCCGUCGGAAGCACGUGGCCUCGAGACCGGCUGGGGGAAUUUGGUCGAUUGGCUGGGUCUUAACAGGACAGCGGAGGCCAUCUUGAAGCGGGCAAUCGAACACUCUAUGGUACUUGACCUUCCCUUCAAUUCGUUGUCUGGGCCUCAGUUUGCAGUUAAGGGUGCCUGGGCCCUCGGGAAUCUGAGCGCUUGGGCCUCAGCUUCGCAGGAGGGUGCUGCACUCUUGUCCCGCCAGGAGCCCGGUGCCCUUCUCUGCUUCUUUGACUCCUCGCUGUGCCUGUGCCUCUGUCCCGCGGCUUCCGUUGUGCUGGUCGGUGGGUCCUUGCCCCUUCAGGUGAUGAAGAACAUCCUUAAGAAGGCCUCGGUGAGCUUCGGGGCCCUGGAUAGGUUCACCAAGAAGGAGCCGUCCGAAAGCGAGGUCGGCGAUGGCCCAGAGGCCCCGGCAGUCUCGAGCUCCCAGGCUCCGAUGGAUCAGGACUUGCAGAGCGCUGACGGCGCAGAGGAGCGCCCUGCCAUGGAGCAGGAUGCAGUGGAGGAGCAGCAGUUCCGGCCAACGGGGGAGGAUGCAGUGGAGCAGCAGGUCCUGCCGACGGGGGAGGAUGCAGUGGAGGAGCAGCAGGUCCCGCCAACGGGAGAGGAUGCAGUGGAGCAGCAGGUCCUGCCGACGGGGGAGGAUGCAAUCCCGACGGUUGAGAAGGUCGUCGCUGGCUUUCGGUUCGAGAUGGAUCAGGCCGAGUACAACGGCGGCACCACCAUUAUGCAGCUCUGCGAAGGCCAGAGCCUCAGGGCAGCGCUGCAAGCCUUGUUGACGGCUGGAGAAACCGCGGUGGCCGCGAUUGAUUCGCAUGAUGACAUGUUCCGGGAUCUCUCGGAGAUCUCCACCCUGUACUGGGACUGGGGGACGACGUGGGCCGCGGAGCAGGCCUCGGAGAUGGAGGAGCCCGAUGCCGCAGCUGAGCCGGCGACGGAGCAGGCCCAUGCGGCGGGGAAGCCGGGCGAUGAUGUCGCGGCGCCGGCCACGGAGCAGGUGGCAGCGGACCUCGCCGAGGCGAUGGCUUCGGCUGACGAUGCGCAGGCCGCAGUGAGCGCUUGGGCGGAUGUGCAGAGCGCCGCAGUGCUCGGCGCCGAUGCUGUGGCCGAGCAGUUCUCGUCCUACAUGUGCCGGCGCUUCGACACUGACGCGCGCCGCGACGAGGAGCUGCGGGCGAUGAUGGACCGGAUGGGGAGCUGGCGGUGCACCUGCAGCAGUUCUGCAACAGCAGGGUCACGGACUGCUGCGCUGAUCCUCCAGCGCCUCAUGAAGGCAUCGGGCGCAAAGCAGUGGCAGAACAUCAGCCUCCACACGGCCCGGACGCUCGCAGGCGUGUUGCCUUCGCUGAUCAGGGAUUCGGAUGAGGAGAGCGAUGAGGGAGCGCGCCGAGGCAUUAAGCGCACUGCUGAGGAGGCGGAGAUCGUGGAGGGCCCGAAGGUCACGGAGGAGAUUGCGGAGGAGGCGAGCGUCGCGGAGGGCCCGAAGGUCCCGGAGGAGAUUGCGGAGGAGGCGAGCAUCGCGGAGGGCUCGAACAUGCCGGAGGAGAUUGCGAGCGUCGCGGAGCCCAUCGGUGAGGUCGGAGCAGGUGACGCCGUAGAUGAUGACGAGCGGGACGCCAAGGUCGAAGAGGCGAUGGAGUGCGAGCUGAGGGAGCACCGGAAGGCCAUCGAUGAGCUCCUGUCGUGUGCAGACUUCAUGAAGGACGAGCAGAUGGAAGAUGAUCACCUGGCGGAGGACGUGUCGACCUCGCCGACUGCCUUCGUCCUCUUCGACCACGUGAAUGCCACGGCGAUGAACCUUUUGGCCUGCAAGGAGCUGUCCAAGAUCCAUCGCUUGGGGCGCACGGGGCCAACGGUGGAGCGAGCCUUGGGCGACAUCCUGGUGCAGUGCAGCAAGAAUGUGCUUCCGGGAGGCGCCAGAACCUACAAGACCAUCUACCACGAGGAACAGCUGAUGGCUGAUCUCAAGGUCAAGGGCCGCCGUCACCCUGGCAAGCCAAGCAAGGACGAGGUCGCAGACUUGAGGCUGGUCGACCCCGGCGUGUGCUCCGGCCAUCUGGCGGCCUCCACCUUCGUCUUUCCUCGCUGGUUUCGGAACUUGUGCAGGGCGGGGCUGAAGGAUCACUACACGUUCGACCUGGCCAACGCCCACGUGUGCAUCCUCGCGGAGCGCCACGACAGCGAGUUCCUCCGGGAGUUCAUCUUGAAUCGCCAAGCGCACCUGCAGUCCACUCACAGUGAGAGGUGGAUUGCCAAGCAGCUCUUCCUCCGCCUCCUCUACGGAGGCACAGUGCAGGCCUGGAAGAGGGCCCACGGCGUGGACACGAUGAGCUCCGAGGCCUUCUCCUACGCAGAGCGCUUCGCCGCGGAGGUUGAUAAGCUCCGGGACCUGGAUGUGGAGAGAAACAAGGAGCUGUGGGAGGCGCUGCGCUCGCUCUCCCCUCGCCCCGAAGACCUGUUGUCGUACGUGCUGAACACCAGGCGAGAGAGACAGCUGAUAGACCGCGCCGAGAUGAUGAUCAAGACCCAUGGCGGCACGGUUUUGGCGUACGAGCAUGAUGGGCUGUACUUGCACGUCCGAGCGGGGCGCAAGGCAGAGCUCAUGAGCGCCCUCGACAGCGGGCUCGACGGGUUCAAGUACACCUUGGAGCCCCAGCUGUCAGUGGAGGAGGCGUUCGAGGAGGCCCGGCGCGAGAUGGUCGAUGCAGGCGGUCACAGCAGUGAGACCCGGGCGCUCUUCAUGGCUGAGGAUCCGCAGUGGCGGGAGCAUCACAAGUUUGUGAUGACGGCGUUCAAGUCCCCGCGUGGCCAUCACGGGUUGUUCGCCCAGGUCGCGCUGCGCUCGCCGGCCGUGCACUCCCUGGUUCCCCAUCGCAUCCAGGAGGUCUUCAAGAUCGUGCAGGACACCGGGCAUUGCGCAUGGUACAAUGCCCCCAAGAGAGUUUGGAUCCUCGGCGGCACGAUGGCCAUGGACGUGCUGAAGUGGAUGGUGCAGGUGGUCUGCCAGCGCGACCUCUCGGACUACGUCGUGCGCUGGGACACCACAGAGUCCCAAGUGGACCUGGACGUCGACGCCGCCUGGGGCUUCAGCAACGAGACCUUCCGCACCAGCGUGGCGAACGCCAUGAAGAGCUUCUUGGGUGUGCACAGCACGGACUGGGAGCUGGACGGCGACAAGACCCGCCGCUACCUGAACUUCCAGGGCCGCCUCUUCGACCGGGGAUCGAUGGACUUCAUCGACAUGCACCCGGACCACUGCAUCACGCGCUCGACCGACUGGGCGCAUGAGUGGCCUGCAUGGUGGGGCUCGGACGCCCAGGAUCGGCUGGAGGCUGCCCUCCGCGAGGUCAGGAAGCAGCACGACGCCUUCAGAGCGUCGAAGCAGAGUGGGCCGUGCGACCUGGAUGAGAAGGCCUGCGAGAUGCUUGAGCUUGCAGCUUCCGCCAUCCGCGAGCUCGCCGUGCUGCACAGGUGGACGGAGAAUGAUUGGGGCGCCACCGUCCUGGAGCUGGAGCUGAUCGCCAAGGGCGUGUUUGCAAUGCCCCAGGCAGCGGGGAUGUGGCUUCGCGGAGUCGGAAGGAACGGGAAGGACACCCUCGCGAACAUCAUGGAGUGCAUCCUCGGCUCCUACUCCUGCUCGAUCGACUUCGACUCCCUGCUGCGCGUGGCGGACCCCAACAAGCCGAGCCCGGUGUGGGCGAUGUGUCGCGCGAGGAGAUUCGUGGCGAUUCGCGAGGUCGACGGCGUGGAGCAGAUCCGGCUUCAGGUGUAUAAGCGGAUGACGGACCCCAACAGUCAGAUGAUGGGGCGUGACCUCUACGAAAAACUUGUGAGGUACAAACCUCAAUUUGUGGCCUUUUUCGCCAGCAACCAUGCGCCGCCGUUGACGUCGGAGUUCUCGGUGAAGGAGCGCUCGUACAUCAUCGAGCACGUCUCCGUCUUCAAGGACGUCCCCACCGAGUCCAACGAGCGCAAGUGGGAGCCGAUCGAAGACACCCUCCAGCGCGACCGCCCCUCGUACUUCGCCAUCCUGUUCCUGAUCUACAAGCACCUCCUGCAUGGUGUGAAGAUGCGCUCGAUCGGCCCCGUCCCGACUUCCUCCCACAACCUCUCCGUGAUGGAGCUGAAGGAUGCCACGAAGGAGCUGGUGAGGAAGUUCAUCAAGGAGAGAUUGAUCAAGGCGCAGGGCACGGCAAAGGCCACAGUCCGGGAUGAGAUCUACGAAGAGCUGUCGGAGGUGCUGAACAACAGCCCGGAGAUCCUGGCGGAUGCGCACCAGAAGCGGCGAAAGCUGAACCCCGCGGACCUCUUGAAGGCUGAAGGGUUCGUUGAGAAGAGAGGCAAGGGCCGUGCGGACAGCAAGGGCAAGCGGCCGAACGUGAACCUGAUCUACUACCGCUUCGCGGACUCGAACGGCGUGAAGGCGCUCGACGACAGCCCGGCGCACCUGCUCCCGGCCAGCGCUGCAAGGACGAGUGUCAUCGCAUCGGCGCUUGGCGCCGUGAGACUGAGAGUGGUUUCGCGCUCGUUUUGUCAGCGGCUCUUUGUUACCUGGGACCGGGGGUCCGUCCGAGAGGUCGCGGUCGUGCCGCGAUUCGAUUCCGAUGGCGAGGCCGCGCAGGAGUACUCGUCUCGUCAUGUUUCGAAGCAGCUACUCCCGAUCAGCCUGAACCUCGUUUUGAUGCUCUCGAUGCGAUGCUCUGGAUGCUCGCUGAUGCUCUGGAUGCUCCCCGAUGCUCUGGAUGCUCGCCGAUGCUCUCGAUGCGAUGCUCUGGAUGCUCGCCGAUGCUCUGGAUGCUCGCCGAUGCUCUGGAUGCUGCCCGAUGCUCUGGAUGCUCCCCGAUGCUCUGGAUGCUCCCCGAUGCUCUCGAUGCGAUGCUCUGGAUGCUCGCCGGUGCUCUGGAUGCUCCCCGAUGCUCUCGAUGCGAUGCUCUGGAUGCUCGCCGAUGCUCUGGAUGCGAUGCUCUGGAUGCUCGCCGAUGCUCUCGAUGCGAUGCUCUGGAUGCGAUGCUCUGGAGGCGGCGCCGGCCCGGCCUGA
Symbiodinium sp. CCMP2592 is the source of this 5244-nucleotide messenger RNA. Lineage: Eukaryota; Dinophyceae; Suessiales; Symbiodiniaceae. The record is from the annotation of a GenBank genome assembly.